Messenger RNA from Sabethes cyaneus, 2195 nucleotides. RefSeq names its product centriolar coiled-coil protein of 110 kDa (gene Cp110). Gene Ontology annotation, molecular function: protein binding. The record is from RefSeq and is a predicted model, not a curated record. The coding region runs from base 26 to 2137 and encodes 703 amino acids. Gene Ontology annotation, cellular component: centriole. The transcript has 4 exons. Gene Ontology annotation, biological process: centriole replication; centrosome duplication; regulation of cytokinesis. NCBI's taxonomy places the organism in Eukaryota, Metazoa, Arthropoda, Insecta, Diptera, Culicidae.
AUUGAUUCGUUUUCAAAUAAUUUAGAUGAGUUCCAGCUUUGUUUCCGUGUUCAGGAUUAACGGCAUUCCCAUCCUGCCGCCGGUGAUGACACCGGAAGUUCGAGCAGAAGUUAGUAAAUAUCGUCAAAAAGCACGGGACAUAGAAGAAAGGCUUCAAAAAACAAAAAGUUCCGAAGAGAAUUCAAGCCAUCAAGAUCAAGUGGUCGACUUAGCAACAAAACCAAAACCUUCGUUACAGUUGGAUGGACAAAAUGUAGUUGAUCGUCGCAAUUCUUUUACAUUAGAAACAUCAAGUCUUGGCCCAAUCGACUUGCCACAUUCCACGUCUCCGGCUGAAACCAGUGAACAUCAUCAGAAAUCUCCAUAUUCUGAACAUGAUUCGCCUAGACCGCGUAUUAUCAGAUCAAAUUCGUACACUAUAGACAGUCCCAGCCCUCUUCUUAUGAAACAUCUACACAACCAAAGUUUAGACGUAAAGAGUUCCUGCUCAAUGGGCGAAAUACCCAUUUCCGGUCGUAUGAAACACGUUAAAAAAUUGGACUUCGAAAAAGAUGGUAUAACUAAAAUUCAGAAAAAAGGAUCAACCGAUAAACCAAAGUGGGAAACGCCUAAAAAAAUAAGUGCAACGAAAUCCUCAACACCACCAAAGAAAUACAAAAGCCCUUAUGUAUCAAUUUCGAAGACUAGCUUAAAAGCUUCGGGUAAAAGUAAACCUAAAACACCCAAGAAAAGCGAAAUGGUCAAUAAUGCUAAAGUUGACUCUAAUGCGAUUCCUGCAACAACUAUUUGUCAUCAGAAAAUACAAGAAAUCCAGAAACAGCACGAGCAGCGAAUGUUAAAGUUAUUAAAGCGUCAGGAAGAGGAACAACGUCUCCUGCAGGAAAGUUUUCGUCGUCAGCAUGAAGAAAUAGCAAAAAUGCUUCUCCAAUCAGUGGAUCAAAUUCACACCUCUACGCCGGUGAUCGGGAGUCCGGAAGAUUCGAAAACGCUUGUAAUGAACAGUGAACAGCAGCAAAUCGCUUCGUCUUUCAGAAAAUUGAACAUCAAUUCAAAGGACUUCGUUCAGAAUAGCGACACGCAGUCUAGCAUUAGUAACCCAACAUCCACUAAGACACUGUUUGUAUCUUCCAACUCCAGCAAAUCGAGUAUAGAUUUUAAUGAUUCGGAUGAAAUGUACAAAACGUGCGAUAAUAAUAGGAACAAUAAUCAAUGGGAAAAUGAUGACCAGAAGUUUAGCGACAUUCGCAACUAUAUCGAAACCAUGCAACGAACUUUACAGGACAAGGACCUUCAAGAGUUGAGCCAGUUUGAUAACCAUGAACAUCAGAAUCUGAAGCAGAACGAGCGAAUUCAGUAUAAUGCUGCUAGUCUGAUAAACGCCUACGCGAGAGGGUAUCUUACGCGAAGGCUUUUUCAGACCGAAAAAGUCCAAAAGAUUGUCCAAAUUAUUCGCGACACACUGCUGUUUAUAUUGGAUAUGCAUCACGAAAAGAACGCGCCAGGCAGGCGAGUUCGUAGUCCGGCUGAUGUACAAUUGAAGCGAACUCUUUUCCACCAGCUAACAUCCGCCUGUAAUCAACUGCAUGAAAUUUUCAUUGACACUUCCAUUCAGCAGCGAAUGCAGAUAAUACGUUGCGAUCGAGAACAGAUUAAGCAGAGACUUGAGAAUCGUCUACGGCCAACGUCUACGAUAGCUCAAAUAAAUUCCAGGAAAGUUUCAAAUGUCAGCUCACCUGCUCUACCCGAACAAUACCAAACACUGCAAGUGUGUUCUCUAUAUUCAGUCAAUAUUGAAGAAACCACUGCUGCAGCUACCGACAACCACCAGAACAACAACAACAACCACCAAGUGUACCUUGAAGAGUUCUACAACCGGUCACCAGCAGAUUUAAAUUCAAGUACAACGUCGAACCGUUCAUCUUCGGUAAGCCUUCCGCACGUUUCCGACUGUAGGACAUCGUCAGCGCGUACCCCGACAAGCCUUUCGUCGACGGUGGUUACGCACCUAUUGAGCCAAGUGAAGAGAGCCAUUUCAUCCGGAGCCGGCGUCAAACCGCCGUCACAGACCACUCUCCGUCCAAAAACUGCCACCGUCUCGCGACAAAACCCGUUGGGACCAAGUAUGCUAUUGAGAUAAAUUUUGUUAAGAUAGCUGAUAAAUCGAAAAUUUAUUUCAGUAUACAAUUUUUAAUAAA